AUUAACCCCUCGCUGUCCUCCGCAGUCACAAUCGCCGCCAUCUUCAAGACCAACUUCACCAUCUCGUUCCCCUUUGACCUCCCGGAGAUGUUCUUCUACAUGAUUCUGGGGGCGAUCUGCGGGACGGUGAGCUGCGCCUAUCUCUUCUGCCAGCUAUGGCUCCUCGGCUACGUCAGGCGGAAUCCCUUCACCUCGCGGCUCCUGGCGUCGGAUAAGCCGAUCUAUUCAGCCCUGGUGGCCAUUCUGGUGGCGUCCAUCACGUUCCCGGACUUCCUGGGGCAGUUCCUGGCCUCGCGGCUGUCAAUGAAGGAACUCCUCGUCUCGCUCUUCGACAACCGCACGUGGUGGACGCUCUCCCAGAACGCCACGGCCGAGCUGCCCGCCAGAGUGGACCCCGGCAACCUGUGGCUGGAGUGGGCCAACCCCCAGAUCACCAUCUUCGGCACGCUGGCAUUCUUCAUCAUCAUGAAGUUCUGGAUGUUCAUAUUGGCUACCACCAUGCCCAUGCCCGCCGGGUACUUCAUGCCGGUCUUCAUAUACGGUGCCGCUAUCGGGCGCUUGGUGGGAGAAACCAUCGCGUACAUAUACCCGGGGGGCAUCACAUCGAACGGAGUGGUCCAUCCCAUCAUCCCCGGGGGAUACGCACUGGCAGGUGAUGUUGAAUGAAGGUUUGCCCCCUUUAACUCUCUCCUUCACAGCCUCUCCACGGCGCUGCUGGCGUUCGAAGCCACGGGUCAGAUCGCGCACAUCCUGCCCGUGAUUUUCGCCGUCCUGGUCGCCAACGCCAUCGCCCAGAAGUUCCAGCCGUCCUUCUACGACGGCACCAUCAUCGUGAAGAAACUUCCCUACCUGCCGCGCAUCCGCAGCCGCCAGAUAAACUCCUACAAGGUGAACGCCGGAGAGUUCAUGAAGACGGACGUGGAGGUUCUGGCCAAGGACGCGAGCUUCCAGGACGUUCUGCGGGUGGUGACGUCAUCUGACUACUCCGAGUAUCCCGUGGUGGACAACGCAGAGUCCCGGGUCCUGGUCGGCACCGUGAAGCGCUCUCAGCUGAUCCGAUUCUUGGAGACGCACGAGGAGUCCCAGCAGGAGCCCGGAGCCCCGGUCCAGAAGAUGAAGAAUGCCAUCGAGGAUCUCGCCAACCCCAAAUAA
Molecule: messenger RNA, 1152 nt
Organism: Nanorana parkeri
Lineage: Eukaryota; Metazoa; Chordata; Amphibia; Anura; Dicroglossidae
Product: chloride channel protein ClC-Kb-like
Exons: 10
Biological process (GO): chloride transport; transmembrane transport
Cellular component (GO): membrane
Molecular function (GO): voltage-gated chloride channel activity
Source: RefSeq, a predicted model, not a curated record